ACCCCCUUCGGAUAAAAGCACGGGUGCGCGCGAGAGCGCCCGUAGUCUGAUCUCGCUUGCUCGUCUACUCGCAUCGCUAUGCCUCCCCAGCCGAGCGGUAAGGCCGUGAAGAAGGCCGGCAAGGCGCAGAAGAAUGUGCGCGCCACCGACAAGAAGAAGAAGAAGCGCCGCAGGAAGGAGAGCUUCUCCAUCUACAUCUACAAGGUGCUGAAGCAGGUGCACCCCGACACUGGAGUCUCCAGCAAGGCCAUGUCCAUCAUGAACAGCUUCGUGAACGACAUCUUCGAGCGCAUCGCCGCCGAGUCGUCCCGUCUGGCUCACUACAACAAGCGCUCGACCAUCACGAGCCGGGAGAUCCAGACUGCCGUGCGUCUGCUGCUGCCGGGCGAGCUGGCCAAGCACGCCGUGUCCGAGGGCACCAAAGCCGUCACCAAGUACACCAGCUCCAAGUAGGCGACCGAGCGCUCGUCCGCCCAGCCAACACCCAACGGCUCUUGUCAGAGCCACCCAAAGUGUCUGCAUUGGCAUUGGGAUGUAGCGAGAAUCUCGCGACGAUUCCGUCCGUUUUCCCUCUUGUUUUGUUUACAUGUUGCGUGCGCUUUCCGACAGCGCGCCUCGUAUAAUCUUAGC
This is a messenger RNA of Dermacentor silvarum, 630 nucleotides long. RefSeq names its product histone H2B. Bases 79 to 453 code for a protein of 124 amino acids. The transcript has a single exon. Gene Ontology annotation, cellular component: nucleosome. Gene Ontology annotation, molecular function: protein heterodimerization activity; DNA binding; structural constituent of chromatin. Lineage: Eukaryota; Metazoa; Arthropoda; Arachnida; Ixodida; Ixodidae. The record is from RefSeq and is a predicted model, not a curated record.